AUGAAUUCUUUUUUCAGUGAAGAUACUAAAGAAGAAGAAAAACUCUUACUUAACAUUUUAAAAAAUAAAGAUGAUAAGUUACCAGAAAUAAUUGAAAAAAUAGCAACUUCACAUUUAAUUAGAAAUAAUGAGAAAAAUGAAAAGGAAGAAUUAAAUAUUAAAAGUGAAAACACUGAAUAUUUAUAUAAUAAAGAAGGAAAUAAUCAUAAUAACAUAAUUGAUAAAUAUACAAAUGAAGAAAAGAUAAAUUUUGAUUUAGAAACAAAUAUUUUCUCAUUUCAUAUAAAAAAAAGUGGAAAAAUAAAUUCAGAUAUAUACUUUUUACCAUAUAUAAGUGAGGAUAAUAAAGAUAUAAUUACAGAGUAUACUUAUAAUUAUGAUUAUUACGAUAUUUAUUCUGAAAAUGUUCAAAAUACUAACAAACGUAUUCACUCAAAUAAGCGUAACUUAGAAGAAAAAGACGACUUCUUAAAUAUAAAUAAAAAAAUUAAAAUUAAAAAAGAAAUAGAAAAAUUAAAUUAUUUAAAAAUUUCUGAACAAAAAAAAAAAAACUUUCAAAAAUUAUUAGUUCAUUUUAGAGGAAGAUUAUUUAUUGGUAAUAAUGUUACUUACUCCUUUUUUAAAACAAAAACAUAUUUAGCAAUGUUACAUAAUAAUGAACAUAAUAUAAAGGAAAUCGAAGAUCUUUACUUUGUUAAUAAAAAAAUACAGACAUAUAACUUAAUUAAAAAUGCAACAUAUUGGAAGCAGGAUGAAUAUCCUGAUAUAUCUGAUCAGAAUAUACAAAAACUUUUUUUUUUUUUAAUUAUACCACCUCUAAAUAACUACAAAUAUGAAGAAGAAAUAAACAAUAAUAUUAUUUUUUAA
Messenger RNA from Plasmodium relictum, 867 nucleotides. Its product is annotated as conserved Plasmodium protein, unknown function. Gene Ontology annotation, cellular component: ribonuclease H2 complex. Bases 1 to 867 code for a protein of 288 amino acids. The record is from RefSeq and is a predicted model, not a curated record. Gene Ontology annotation, biological process: RNA catabolic process. The transcript has a single exon. NCBI's taxonomy places the organism in Eukaryota, Apicomplexa, Aconoidasida, Haemosporida, Plasmodiidae.